Messenger RNA from Neltuma alba, 2443 nucleotides. RefSeq names its product proteinaceous RNase P 1, chloroplastic/mitochondrial. NCBI's taxonomy places the organism in Eukaryota, Viridiplantae, Streptophyta, Magnoliopsida, Fabales, Fabaceae. The transcript is spliced from 9 exons. Gene Ontology annotation, molecular function: ribonuclease P activity; protein binding. Gene Ontology annotation, biological process: tRNA 5'-leader removal. The record is from RefSeq and is a predicted model, not a curated record. Bases 487 to 2277 code for a protein of 596 amino acids.
UCUACUCCUCUCUGUUACUCCAUGGCCUAUGGCCCUGUUAUCGUCGGGGAUGGAGUGACGUUAACAUGAAGUUGUCAACGUCGCUGAUGGCUUAACCAUAUUUUGGGGUUGCUAGCUGCGUUUUGAGCAUCCAAAAUGCAGAUCCAAACAUAAGCUGAAGGUUUGUAUGUGUAUUGAAUGAAUGGUAAAGAACGAUUGUGGAAUCUUAACUUUUAAUUAUACCGUUGCGGUGUUUUUUUUUUCUGUCACUUCUGACCAUCGUUAUAAGGAAGCCAACCAAGCUGGACAUCUUAUUUCCUUCUUUAUCUUCUGAUUUAGAGUGAUCAUGGGAGCUACAGCCAUGCAACUCUUCCAAACCCAGGUGACAUCGUAAGCGAUGCUGUUACAUUGUGUAAAUGCUCUUUUAACCCCUCAUCAGAGGCAAGUUGACACCCACGAAGAAAAGAGGCUAUAUAUUCGACUUAUUAUGCUCAAAGCUGACAAGUCAUGCUACGCAGCUGCCUAGUGGUCAAACUCACUCCACACUUCUCAUUCUUCACCCAAUACCCAAGACCAUUGAAUUGCUGGAGAUUUCGAUGUGGUUCCUCUCGUCUUUGUUAUUCCAACUCUUGUAUCAAUAUAAAGUGCACACUCAACAAAAAAAUUUCUUAUAGCUUCUUGGGGGACCAGAAAUCUCAUUUGAGUACUUCAAGUCAGACAGCCGCAUCAUUAGUUGAGUGCUCUGGAGGAAUUACUAAUAGACUUUCAAACAAAGCUAAGAGAAAAGCUAUCAAUGAAUCUCCUGAAGGAGUCCUAAGGCAUAAGCUAAAUAAAUGCUCUAAGGAUGGGGACAUGGUUGAGGCACUUAAGCUCUAUGAUGAGGCACGAAGUAAUGGCGUUGCAUUGAAUGCGCAUCAUUAUAACAUAUUACUUUACCUUUGUUCUUCUCAUGCUUCUGUCAAAAAAGAAAAUAAGAGUGAUGAAAAUACAUUGAAUUUAGGCCUUAAAAGGGGUUUUGAGAUUUUUCAGCAGAUGCUAAUUGACGAAGUUGCUCCAAAUGAAGCUACAUUUACAAGUGCAGCCAGGCUUGCAGCUGCAAGAGAUGAUCCUCAAAUGGCUUUUGAAUUGCUAAAGCGAAUGAAAAGUUGUGGUAUUGCACCCAAGCUGAGAUCAUAUGAACCUGCCCUUUUUGGAUUCUGCAAGAGGGGUGAUACAGAUAAAGCUUAUGAAGUUGAUGCAGACAUGAUUGCUUCUGGGAUUAUGGCUGAAGAGCCCGAGCUUUCUGCUCUUCUAAAACUCAGUGUUGGUGCAAAAAAGGAAGUCAAGGUCUAUGAAAUGUUGCAUCGUUUACGUGCUACUGUGAGGCAGGUGUCAGAAUCAACUCUUCAAAUUAUUGAAGAUUGGUUCAACUCUGAACAUGCAGCAAAAGUUGGAGAAAAACAUUGGGAUGUUAACAUUAUGAGAAAAGGGAUUGCUCAGGGAGGUGGGGGAUGGCAUGGGCAAGGAUGGCUUGGAAGCGGGCAAUGGAAGGUGGUGAAGACCCAUAUAAAUGAUGCUGGUAUGUGUCUCUCAUGCAGCGAAAAGCUUGUGAGCAUUGAUAUUGAUCCAAAAGAGACUGAAAAUUUUGCUACCUCAUUAACUAGAUUGGCUUGCCAAAGAGAAGCUAAGGCAAACUUUAACCAUUAUCAGAAGUGGCUUCAGCGACAUGGUCCUUUUGAUGCAGUUGUAGAUGGUGCCAAUGUAAGCCUUGUCAACACGCAAAAUUUCAGCUUUUUGCAGCUUAAUUCUGUUGUGCAGCAAUUGCAAGAAAUGAGUCCUUCAAAAAGAUUGCCACUUGUAAUCUUGCAUGUAAGUCGGGUCACUAGUGGUCCUGCUCAGAAGCCACAUAACAAGAAACUGUUAGAAUAUUGGAAGAAAAAUGGUGCUCUUUAUGCUACACCUCAAGGUUCCAAUGAUGACUGGUAUUGGCUGUAUGCGGCUGUUAGCUGUAAAAGCUUGUUGGUGACAAAUGAUGAGAUGAGAGACCACUUAUUCCAACUAUUAGGUUCUAGUUUUUUCCCAAGAUGGAAGGAAAGGCAUCAGGUUAGACUGUUAACCUCAAAUAGUCGGCCUUCUCUCAUCAUGCCUCCACCAUAUUCAACAGUUAUUCAGGAAUCAGCCAAUGGUAGUUGGCAUGUGCCAACUGUGAGUGAUGAUGAUUAUGAGACCCCAAGGCAAUGGUUGUGUGCUACCAGAUCCAGAAAUGUAUCAUCACUACGUCAAUUGUGGACUUCUUCCUCUACAUCCAUGGCUGCAUAGGAAAUGGGGUUUGUGAAGUCUUUCAAUUUUGGUUCCAGCUCUGAGAAAUGAACGAUUUAGAUUUUUUUUUGGGUUAAUUUGUUAUUACAAAUUUAGUAUCUUUAAUUUAGAACGAUAUGUAAAAUAAACAUUUUUUUAAACUAUUUUUGUUGAAAUUAGAUUUUAA